Molecule: messenger RNA, 7873 nt
Organism: Caenorhabditis auriculariae
Lineage: Eukaryota; Metazoa; Nematoda; Chromadorea; Rhabditida; Rhabditidae
Source: the annotation of a GenBank genome assembly
AUGUUUAUCGAAAUUUUGCUGGGGUGAGUUUUUUUAUUGAAAAAAAUAUAAAUUUUUUUCAGUGAAAAAAAUAUUUUUUUAUAAAUUUUCGAAUUCUUCAUUUUUUUCAGAUUACUCCGAUGCUGCAUAAUCACAGCUUUGAUUCCGGUGAUUUUCGUCGUGAUUAUUCUCCCCUUUUUUUCUGCUUUUUUUCUUCCCACAAUACGGUCAAUACAUAUUCUUCCUCAAUUUCCGUGAGUUUUUCAUUGCUUUAAAAAUUUAUUUCAUUAAUUUUGUAAUUAUUAGGACGACUACCAAUGACGGACUAUGGAAAUGUGUCGACGAACGGUGUUGAUUCUAUUGGGAGAGCAUUUUUAUGUGCCGGGAAAAGCGGGAAAAAUCGGAGUUUGGUGGGUUUUCUGAGUUUUUUUUGCAAAGUUACAGCGAAUAUUUUUUUGCUUGGAAGAUGAAUAAAAUCUAUAUCUUAUUCAAAAAACUUUGCUAGAGUUUUUUUAAAGGCGUGGAAGCCCUAAAUGACUUUUUAAACUACAGAAAAUGACAUUCAAAAAUUUUUUUGAAAAACUGUACUAUAUAUCAAAUAAGCACCCCAGCAAAGUUUUUUUAAAAUAGAAUCGAACAAAAAACUGAAUAAAUUAAAAGUGUCGUAAAAUAAAUUGUUCUUGGUUACCAGUUGAAUAAGAUAUAGAUAAGAUGGCUUGUGUUUACAAUCUUGAUGCAUACCGUAAUCCCAAAAAUUAUUUAUUUCGCUAUUAAAUUUAUUUUUGCUCAAUUUUUUCAUCGAAUUAUGAGAAUUUUUGCAAUUUUCAGGCACAUACUGCCGUCGUCCUUAUCGCUGCACUACCGCAAAAACGGAAUUCAGCCGAGCGAUGAGGAAAUGGCCGAACAAUUGGCCCGCGACGAUAACAGGUUAUUAUUUUUUGAACUCUUUUUGGUCUCUGUUUCAAUUGGCGGAUUUUUUUUUCGUGAAAUUUAGUUUGAAGUUUUUUUUUUGAAUGCAAAGUGUUUGGGGGCAGAGUUUCAAAUUUAUAAAUGAGCAUGAUUUAAAGUUUUUUCUGUUUGGAUCCAUAACUAAUCAGAAAAAUAAGAUUAAAAAGCUCGGAUAAAAAAAUUUUUAUCUGACUUGAAUAUCUUAUAGUUUAUCCUCUAUGACAUUUUUGAAGCUUUAAAGUUUGAGAUUUUUGUUCUAAAAACUUUUAUAAUUUUAUUUCGUUUUCCUGUUUCAUAAAUCUUCAAUAAGAAUUUUGAAGUGAUUUUAAAUUUGUUUAUGGACUGUUCGUAUCUGUUUUACUUGAAAAACUAGUCAGAAACUGGUUGCAUUGAAAUUUAAUCAAUGGCAUUUUUACAGUUCUGUGAAGACUUAUUUACCAUUCUCUCAAAAAAUUUCCAAAUUUUAACCUUUUUUAGUUGAAAAUAAAAUCGUUUUAUUGGUCAACUACAACUCGAAUAUGAUUCAAAGAAAUGUCCAGAAACAUGAAAAAUCAUGAUAAGAUUGGAAAGAGCAAGUUUCAAAGCGAUUUUUCAAUAAAAAAAAACGAAAAAAAGGCUGAAAAUCUGGUGGCAUUUCUGAGGUGCUUUACAAAGGAGGUCAUUUUACUUUUUGGUUGGGAGUUUUCUGGAAUUUGCCAGAAUGUUCCUAGAUGUACCAAAAAUAGAUUCUGAAAGUCUCAGCCUCCAAAAAUUCCCAGUUUUCGAGAAUUGAGGGUUCAAAAUGGCCCAUUUAACGGAUUUUGAGGGUUCUUUAAGGUCUCUAUUCUUAAAAACUAGGAAGUUUUGGAGUUUGAGACUUUUUUGUAUUUUUUUCUGGUACUUUAAGGGUUAUUCUGGCCGAUUUUCAGGAAACUCCCAACCGAAAAGUGAAAUGACUCCUUUUGAGCCCCCCUAAUAAGGAAGGGGGGGCUUAAAAAUGUGACCAAGUUAUCGGUCCUUUCUCGUUUUUUAAUCCAAAAACCGCUUCGAAAGAAAUUUUUAUUUUAUUUUCAUUUUCCCGGUUCCUGGACCUCUAUUUGAGAACUGAAAUGACCAUCCCUUGAUUAGAAUUUUUCUGAAUUUCGUCGAUUUUCCAGAGUAAUUCUCUACGCCCACGGGAAUUCCUUCGACCGGACAAUGGAACACCGUGUACACCUGUACAACGUCCUGGCCAAACUCGAUUUCCAUAUCAUCGCUUUCGAUUAUCGAGGUGAUUAUUUUUGGGAUUUAACUGAUAUUACGGUUUCUCAGAAAAUAUUUGUAGUCAAGUUUUCGAUUUGAGCUUGUUCGUAGAGAUUGGAAAAAAAAAUGUCAGAUUGGUCGGUAUAGGGUUCUUUAUAGUGUUAAUGUUUCAAUAAUCUAAAAAUUGCCUUAAAGUUUUGGUUUUUUUCAUACUUUAAAAAGUGUCAAAAAAAUCAAAAAAAUUCACGGGUAAAAAUGAAUUUUUCUGUGUUUCUUUCGAGUAAAUUUAUGUCAAACUGGUUUUUAUUUGACCCGAAAUGCUACGUGAAAAAAAUAGAGUUUAUAAGGAUUUGACAGCUUUUUCCUUGAUUUAAAAAAAUCAUAAAAAAAUAAAGAAAAAAAGUUUUUUUGAAAAAUUAAUGAUCAUUUUUUUGAGAAAAAAAUCAGUCUUUAAACUGUUCAUUUUAUGAAGAAUAUUGUACUCUGAAACUUUUAAAAUCCUCAAAAAAAGUCAAAUAAAGCCAUUUUUCGAAAUUUUUUUAAAGCAGAAAAAUGUUUUUUCUUUAAUAUGAUUUUUGUUUGAAAGUUCAAAAAACGCUAUUUUUAUGUCUUUAAAAAAAAUUCUGGCUUUAUUUUUUAGCGAUUUGAAGCUUUUGCUUACAUGCUUACAGGAAUAUAACACGUUUUAUUUUUUUUCCCACGAAAAAUUGGUUUUCCCAUCUGUGUUUGCUCAUAUUUUUCUUUUCCUUGUAAUAUUUGCUCAUCGGUUAUUUUUUCUCAUUCAAUUUUAUGCUGUUUGGACAGCGUGUCUUAUCAGAGUUUUCCGAGAAAUUUUUUUUUAUUGACUUUUUAUGAAAUUCGCAGUCCAUUUUAAACGCAUUAGCAAUGCGUUUUUUGGCGCCAAUUCAAAAAUUAUCAAAUUUUGAGGUUUCCAGUUGAAGAAAUUGAUUAUUUGCAUGAAACAAAUUACGAGGAAAGUGUUUUGGAAUUUUAUAUCAGGUAAAUAGAGAGAAAUUUGAAGAAAAAGCUCCAAUAACGGGUUAUUUUUUGAAUUGGCGCCAAAACGGUUUUUGGACAUGAACUGGCCGUUUCAAUUGAGAUUGAAUUGAAUUUUUUUUUGUCUUUGUCAGUAAAAAAAUUUGUCUGCAGGCUACGGCGAUUCUGAAGGCUCCCCGACGGAGGAGGGAAUCGUCAGCGACACGAGGACCAUGUACGAGUACGUCAAGGCCCAAGUCGGCCAGAAGACGAUUUUCGUCUGGGGACACUCCAUGGGCACCGGGUUUGUUCAUUUUCCCGUUUCUAGGGAAAUGCUUAGUGGCCACUGUAGAGGGUCGUUAAGGACCACCUGGAGAGGACGCUAAAGUGGCCUCUAUUUUCCGUUUUAGUGGCCACUUCAGUAGUUUUUCAUCCAGUAUUCCUUCCAGUAACUCUGAUAAUUUCCAAACAAACAGACUGAACCAGGUAUGUUGAUCCACUGACCCCUAAAGUGGUCACUAAACAUUUUAGUGGUCUAGUAGUAGCACUCAGACCUCUAUAGUGGCCACUAACCUUUAACCCCUUAAGUGGCCACUAAUUUGACUACUAUAGUGGCCACUAAAAAUUAUCCCAGUUUUGAUGAACAUUUAUAACUUGGAAAUCGUCCAGAGCUUCUCAGAAUUGCUCAAAAUCUCUCAGAAUCGCCAGAGCAGUCACUAGAGGGGAUCUUAUAGGUUCCCCUUAAGGGAUUACCUUAAUUACUUCCAUAGAGGCAUUGGAGAUUGCAAAAGUGGCUACUUUAGGGAUUUCUGUUAGUGCCCACUCUAGGGGAGUUUGCUAGUGGUCCCUGACUUUUUUGUCAGCUUUUUUUAAGCCACUAUAGGGACCACUUAAGCGUCAGGGCCUUCAAAGGCACCCUCUAGGGACCAUUUUUUGACCCCUAUAGGGCUUUUCUCCGCAUAACCCCUAUAGUGAUCACUCCGCCACUUCUCAGCUCCCUGAAGAUCCAAAAAAAUUUUUCAUUAUCUGUCGAAACUGAUUUUUUUGGUUACGAAUACUGACCGAAAAAGUUUUUUUUUCGAAAAAUUUGAUUAUUUGGAACUAAAGGAACCUUUACAGAGUUUCCACUAAAGUGGUGAUGGACCUUUCGAUGGAAGGAAGUCCCCCGAGGGGACUCAUCCUCGAAUCGCCCUUCAACAACCUCCACGACGCCAUCGUCAAUCACCCACUCUUCAUCGUUAGUUUUGUUUUUAACCAAAUCAAAAAUUUCGAACUUAAAAAUCUUUUACUGUUUCUACAAUAUCAUAAGGACAUCUUUUUGUUUCCAAUUUUGAUCCUCCAGGCGUAGAAUGGUAGAAAAUGCAAUAUUUUAUCGUUGAAAAGUGAUAAAAAAACGAAAUUAUAUUGUUUUUUUCCACCGAAAGGGGGACAGAGUGACCCUUAAAGGGUCCCUGAAGAUUCCCCUUUAGGGACCACUUUACGUCCCCGAACUGAAGCUUGUAAAAGUGGUUACUCCAGGGUUCUUGGUUAGGCUCUCUCUAGGGGAGUAUUAUAGUGAUUCCUAUAGUUUUUUUGAUACCUUUUUUUCUUUCAUUUGGUACCAGAAAGUUGGAAGAUCUCUAUAGGGACCCCUUGAGGUUUUAAGGCUUAGUGGCCGAACUCUGAACCCCUAUAGGGAACUUUUUAGGACUUAGCGGUCAAACUUUAAAUCCCUAUAUGGACCACCUCAGUUUCAGCCUUCACCUUCUAUCCCUAACCCUUAAAGGACCAUCUAAAGAUUUACUUUUUUACAACUUUUAUUCAAAAAAGUUAGGUUUUCCGCUUUUUUAUGCUACAGAGGGGCCCUUGAAGGUUCCCCUCAAGUGACUAAUUCAUCCCGCCCCUAUAGGGACCACUUGAAUUAUACCCCUAAAGAGAGUUCUAUUUAAGCUUCUGUGGGGUCUGUUUUCCCUUAAAAUCAUUCUAGAGAUCACUCUGACGUUUCUCAAUUGCUUCAAAACAACUUUAUUUUUGACAAUUUUAAUUCAAAAAAAGUUAGGAUUUCCCCUUUUUUCUGCUCCAGUAAGAACGCUAGAGCGGUCCCUGUAGGAAGGUUCCUCUUAAGUGACUACUUCAUCCCGGCUCCCUAAAGGGACCGCUUGGGGUCUUAGGAGGCGAACCCUAAAUCCUAUAGGGACCACUUGAAUUAUUUCUCAAAAAGGGGUUCUUUUACUUUUCUAUAGCGCUCUUGUAGGUUCCCCUCAAGUGACUACUUCACCCCCCUAUAAGGACCACUUGAAUUAUACCCCUAAAAAAACUCUAUUUAAUAGCCUAUAUGGUCUUUUUUUCUUAAAAAAAAACUAGUGAUCACUUUGACGUUUCUUAAUUUGCUAGAGUGGUCCCUAUAGGGUCCUUGUGGGUUCUUCUCAAGUGAAUACUUUAUCUCCCGCCCCUAUAGGGACCACUCGGGGGCUCAGAAGGCGAACCCUAAACCCUAUAGAGACCACUUGGAUUACACUCCUGAAAAAGUUAUAUUUAAGCUUCUAUAGGGGCUGUUCUUUUUUUAAUCUUUCUAGGGAUCACUCUGACGUUCCUUAAUCGCUUGAAAAGAAUUUUAUUUUGACAACUUUUCAUUCAAAAAAGUUGGGGUUUCCGCUUUUUUCUGCUUGAGUAGGAACGCUAGAGUGGUCCCUAUAGGGCCCUUGAAGGUUCCCCUCAAAUGACUAAUUCAUCCCGCCCCUAUAGGGACCACUCGGGGGCUUAAAAGGCGUAUUCUAAAUCUUAUAGGGACCAUUUGAAUUAUACCCUGAAAAGAGCUCUGUUUGGUUCCUUAAAGGGUCUUUUUUUUUCUUAUAACCACUCUAGGGAUCACUCUGACGUUUCUUAAAUGCUUGAAAAGAUUUUUCCGCUUUUUUGCGCCGCAGCAGGAACGCUAGAGUGGGCCCUAUAGGGCCCUUGAAGGUUCCUCUCAAGCUUCUUCGCCCCUAUAGGGACCACUCGGGGGUUUAGGAGGUGAACCCUAAACCCUAGGAACCACUUAAAUUAUACCCCUAAAGAGAGCUCUAUUUGGUCCCCUAUAGGGGCUGUUUUUCCUUCUCACCAUUUUAGGGGUCACUAAACUUCCUUAGCCGCUUGAAAAGCUAUGUUUUGACAAUUUUGAAAUUUGACAGAUCUUUUGCUGGAUGAACGAGUUUUUCGUGCAAAAUUUCCUCAUGAAGCCCCUGAAUCGAGUCGGUUUGCACAUGGAGACGGACGCGAGAAUCGCCAAGUGGGAGCUUUUCUAGAAUUCUUCCUGAAGCCUGUUUCAAAAUUAUCUUUUAACAAGGGUUUUUUUUUUCCAGCGUGACGUGUCCCAUUUUGAUUCUACACGCGCAGGACGACGAAACGUUGCCGGUCAAGUUGGGCAGACGGCUGAGGGUUCGUUUUUCCUCAAAAACUCCAGAAAAGAAACCCUUAGGGACGGCAGAGUAGCCCCUAAAGGGGUGACCUCAAGGGCCCUUGAAAAUCCCCCUUUAGGGAUCACUAUACCUUCCUAUAGGCCCCUACACUAAAAUAUGUAAAAGUGGCCACUCUAGGGGUAUUAGGAGAGCAGGCUAGUGGUCCCUAGAGAAACAGAAAUAAAAAGACCCCUUUAGGGACCACUUUAGCUUCAGGAGCUUGAUGUAAAAACUCUGAACCCCUAUAGGACCACCUUUAGCCCUCAAGGAAGCAGUAUUUUGACCACUUUAGGGACCACUCUGGCUUUCCUGGGUUAGUGAUUGUAAACUUAAAUUUUGUUUUGAAAAGCUUUAACUGUAGAAAAUUUGAUAGCUGUUCCAUCAUUUUAACGUUUCUUGUUGAGUUUUUAAACCAGGAAUUUUUUCGCUCCUCAGUAAUACACUUUCCGUUGAUCGCACACUGUCUGACCUGUCUGCGCUCUCUUUUCUCUCACCGGAAAAGAGCUAGCCAAAAAAAAAAGACAGAAACGAUAUUUCUUCAGAAGGACGGCGUAACAAAACUUAAAAGACCACUUUAGUAACCACUUGAACUUUGGAGGCUCAGGAAUCAGAAUCUGAACCCCUAUAGUGACCACUUGAGCUUGGGAGGCUUAGGAAUCAGAAUCGAAACCCCUAUAGUAACCACUCAAUUGUUAUCCCUCUAGGUUUGUCCACUAUAUGGGCUUUUUCUCCCCUAACCUCUCUAGUGACCACUUGGACAUUCCUAAUUUACUCAAAUUUUUUUGUUUGAAAAAUUUUUAAAAAAAGUCAAUAUUGCUAUCUACUAUGGAAAAACAUUCCCCUCAUCAUUUCAAAGUUUCUUUUCUGAAUUUUCAAGCCCUCUUAUUCCUUUUUUUAAUUUCUGAGGCCCUAGAUUGACCACUCUAAGGCUUAAAAUUGUUAUGUAAAAGUGACCACUUUAGGUGGGGGUAUAGUGGUCGCUAGAGGGACAAAAAGUAGAGUUAAACGUAACAAAAAUUGAAAGACCACUGUAGUAACCACUUGAAAUUUGGAGGCUCUGGGAUCGAAAUCUAAACCCCUAUAGUGACCACUUGAAUUUUAGCCUUUUUUCUCCCUAUCCCCUCUAGUGACCACUCGGGCGUUUCUUAUAAUAUUAUCGAUUUUUCGAAUAACAGGAUCACUUCCAGGACUCGGCCCUGACGGCGAAUCGAACCGUCGACUAUGUCGAAUUCGAGGCCUCGCGCCGCUUCGGCCACAAAUACAUCCACAAGGCGAAAGAACUGCCCGAAGUCGUCCGGAGUUUCAUCAGAAAAUGCGACGUCAUGGCCUCCUAG